Mizuhopecten yessoensis (Yesso scallop) is the source of this 1285-nucleotide messenger RNA. RefSeq lists its product as uncharacterized. NCBI's taxonomy places the organism in Eukaryota, Metazoa, Mollusca, Bivalvia, Pectinida, Pectinidae. The record is from RefSeq and is a predicted model, not a curated record. The annotation marks the transcript as partial. The transcript has 3 exons.
ACUGUACAGACAAGGUGAGCUGUAGUGAGUACGAGGAAGGGAUGUGUACUAGCCCAUCCUACAAGGCAUGGGCCGCCAGUAACUGUGCUGCCUUCUGCAACAUGUGUGGAGACAGGCGUAAACGGUCUGUGUCUAAUCUGAUGGCAACACUGGAGAACUUGGAGCCAAGUCUGAGAAUCCGCAACAGACCACCUUUCGUCUCCCAGGUGGAGCCCAGACUUGUCUCUCCAGCACAGAUUGCAACACUUGUUGAGACCAGACACCCUGAACCCAGGCAGUUGUCCCCAGCAAAGGGACCAAUGUUGGUGACCGAAGAGUCUAAGGAAAUGUUGGACAUUCACCCUGAGGAGCCCCAUGAAAAUGACUUUGUCCCAACACCAGUGAGGGUCGGAGUGGACGUUGUACCAACACCAGUGAGGGACGAAACUGAUCUUGUACCGACACCAGUGAAGAACGGAACGGACAUUGAACCUAAACCUCAGGAGGACAUGGUGAAUGAGCAGCAGUCCAAAGAGCUAUUCCCUGGUCUUGUACCUGUCACCGUCUCACAAGUGCCGUUAGAGACAAAGGAGAGAGUUCCAGGGAAAGAUUCCCAUAUGUCUGACCUACCAAACAUCGAGGAGGGCCAGGCACCACUUGCUGUGCCUGCUCCCAAAGUAGACCUUGAUCAACUGCCUCCACAGCAGAAUAACUUUGAGGUUGGUCUCUUUGAAUCGACCGAAGUCACAGGACAUCAGGAAGUUGGGUCAAAAUAUGAGGGUAAAGGGGUUACCGUCGCCAUUCAGGAACUUGAAUCUGAGGGCAGAGAUGGCAAACUAUUGGUGCAGGAACUAGACGCACUAAAGGAAAUAUGAGAUGGUAGACAGAGAGGAGAUGACAAAGUUUUAUUUAAACCGAUUCCUGAUUAGAUGAUUAUCCUUGAAAUGAUUAGCAUGGCGCUGUACAACUUAAACAUCCGCAACAUAGAGACAACAUAUAACCUGUCGUUCCACAAGCCUGUCACUGGGUGAGAAGUGUGGUCAUACAUCGAAGAGAGCGAAGUUGGCACUCCAGCGAUUAGUAUCACGUGGUAAUGCAAGUGAUGACAAAGUGGCUUUAUGACUUUAAGCGAGUUUAUGUAAAGCAUUUGUAGUGCUUUUCAUCCAGAUUUUGCCAAAAUUACUAAGUGGCUAUAAACUUUCAAAACUUACAAUCCACAACCUAUCUGGAGUGUUAAUAAACAAUGGAACUCUACAAUUAAUCAACGUUCAAUCUACAACUUAUCUGGAGUGGUUAUAAAUAUUAU